Pseudoliparis swirei is the source of this 15645-nucleotide messenger RNA. It is a transcript of the gene pcloa, whose product is annotated as piccolo presynaptic cytomatrix protein a. The record is from RefSeq and is a predicted model, not a curated record. The coding region runs from base 1 to 12657 and encodes 4218 amino acids. Gene Ontology annotation, molecular function: protein binding; structural constituent of presynaptic active zone; metal ion binding. Lineage: Eukaryota; Metazoa; Chordata; Actinopteri; Perciformes; Liparidae. Gene Ontology annotation, cellular component: cytoskeleton of presynaptic active zone; glutamatergic synapse; GABA-ergic synapse. Gene Ontology annotation, biological process: presynaptic active zone assembly; protein localization to synapse. The transcript has 27 exons.
AUGGGGAACGAAGCAAGCCUGGAAGGAGGCGAAGGGCCGCCGUCUGGGCUACCAGAGGGUCUGGCACCUGACGGGAAGGGUGGCUUUGUGCGGGUCGCCGAUGGCACUCCGGUCAAUCUGAGUGAACUCAGCGAGGAGCAGAGGAGGCAGCUCGCCGCGGCGAUGUCAAGGACGCAAGGCAGGCAGCCCGGAGGCGCAGCAGCUGCACGAAGAACAUCUGUAUCUGAUACCCAUCAGCGCUCCCAGCCGGUAGGGGCCUCCAGGGGUCCGACAGGUCUCAGUAAGAGUCGAACUGUAGACGCCUUCAACCAGGGUCUACCAGGCAAGCCCACACCGGGCCGCAGCCCAUCGUCCCUCAGCCUUUUUGAAUCCAGAUUCCGGCAGGAGCCAAAAGACCCAGAGACCAAGUCAUCCGGCAUGUUUGGAUCCGGCUUCCUCAGCGGGGCCAACCCCCUGAGCGCUAUGACCUCCUCUGUCUCCUCCUCCAUAUCAUCCAUGGGCGAUACUGUCAACAUGCCCAAGUUUGGACGAUUUCGGGAUGAGGAAGUGGGAGAUGCAUCGGCAACACCUGAGUCCAAGCAAGGAGGAAAGCCACCAGGCAAGGGCCCUCAGCAAGGGUCAGGUCCCAAGGGACCACAACAAGGAGGACCUCCAAAACAGGGUCAGGGCUCUCCUGGACAGGGACCAAAGCCAGGUCAAGUACCCCCUGGGCAGGGACCCAGGCAAGGUCAGGGACCACCAGGCCAGGGACCAAAAUCAGGCCAGGUUCCUCCAUGUCAAGGACCCCCUGGGAAAGGACCCAGUCAAGCUCAGGGACCUCCAGGCCAGGGACCCAAAGCAGGACAGGGUCCUCCUGGCCAAGGACCCCCUGGGCAGGCCCUGAGGCAAGGACAGGGACAACCUGGCCCGGGGCCCACAUCUGGUCAAGAUGCUCCCAGCGAAGGACCCCCUGGGCAGGCCCCCAGGCAAGGACAAGGACAACCAGGCCAGGGACCUAAAUCUGGCCAAGGAGCACCUAGUCAAGGACCCCCUGGGCAGGCCCCGAGGCAAGGUCAGGGUCAACCAGGCCAAGGAGCCCCAGGGCAACAAGGCCCCAAACCAGGUCAAGCACCACCAGGUCAAGUCACCAAACAGGGGGGCCCUCCCCAGCAAAAAGGUGGACCUCCUCAACAAGGACCUGGGAAGCCUGGACCCAAUCAGCAAGGGCCACCAGGCCCUGUGGCACAUCCCGGAGAACCAGUGAAGAAUGGAGGCCCGUCCAGUCAGCAGGGGGCUGGAAAGCCCGGAGGUGGACUCUGUCCACUGUGUAAGACCACACAGCUGAACAUUGGGUCGAAGGACACACCUAAUUACAGUUACUGCACCGAGUGUAAGAACCAGGUCUGCAGCCUCUGUGGGUUCAGCCCCCCAGACUCAGCGGGGAAAGAGUGGUUAUGUCUGAACUGCCAGAUGCAGCGAGCGAUGGGAGGUAUGACAAAACCCAAACAAGGCUCGGCCCCGCCCUCGCCCCAGAGACAGGCACCUGGCAAGCCCGGCAAGCUGCUGAUAAAGCAGCAGAGUACUACCGACCAAGGGUUAACGCCGCCAACCACACCAAGGCUGAAAUCUCCUACUUCUCCUGGACCGCUUUCCCCCGCCUCCUCAUUGGGGGGAUCCCCAAAGAUUGACCCCAAGACAGACAAACCCAUCCAGCCAAAGUCCAGUCCACAGCAGUCUCCAGCUAAAGCCAAACAGGAGUCCAGCUUCUUUGGGAGCUUGGGAGGUAUCAGUCUGGGAGGUUUAAGAGACGCCAAACCUCCUGCGUCUUCUUCACAAGGCGGCGAGUCCGUCACAGGGAAACUGUUCGGUGGGUUUGGGGGCUUGAUGGAAUCAUCGAAGCCCCAAGCGCAGGCAAAGCAGGAGGAGUCAGUGGCUGGGAAGUUGUUUGGAGGUUUUGGAGGGUUGAAAGAAUCGGCAAAACCUCCCGCUUCCGCUUCUCAGAUGUUCAGCUUUGGAUCGUCACUCUUGAGUUCAGCUACCAAUCUCGUCUCGGACGAGAAGGCGGCUGUUUCUCCACCCGAGUCGCCGGUAGACUCGGAGCCAGGUUCCCCUCUGGACUUUGGCCUCGGCUCGCCACCCGACUCCCCUUUCUCUCCUCACGGGUCUCCUCCUGAUUCCGACUGUGCUCCUGACACUCCACCUGCCAAGUCCAAGAAACCCCCCAGAACCAUCUCUGUGGAGCAGGAGGAGAAGGCGUCAGCAGCCGAACCUCCACCUGCAGCUGCCCCUGAAGCAAAGGGAAGCUGCCCUCUCUGCAAUGUGGAGCUGAACGCUGGAUCGGCAGACACACCCAACUACAGCGUCUGCACCACGUGCAAGAAGACAGUUUGCAAUCUUUGUGGAUUUAAUCCUACUCCCCAUUUAGGAGAGAGAGAAUGGCUUUGCCUCAGCUGUCAGACCCAAAGAGCCGUGUCGGGCCAGCUGGGAGAAAUGCCAGCUCCAGCCAUGGUUUCCCCCCAGAAGCAACCACCUUCUCCUGCUCCCUCUUCCACCCCUGCCCCUGCUGCUGUAGAUAGAAAACCUUUAGUAGAGGCAUCCGACCUAACCCCACCAGCUCCUGAUACCAAGGUGAAAGCAGUGGAGACCUAUAAAGAUCCUGGAGAGAAAGACAUAGCUGCCAUGGACAGCAGUCCCACCAGUCCAUCAGACCUAGCCAAACUGGAGAGCACAGUCCUACACAUUCUUGAGGCCCAGGCGACCAUACAACUAAAGGAUGAGGAGGAGAAACUAACAGACACCCUGAAGAGCAGACGUAAAUUAGAGGUGCUUCCUCUCUCACCUGACUCACCCAGCUCAGAUGAUGACCGAGACCUUUCUGAGAAGAAUACCAAAGGUACCACAAAGAAAAAGGUGCUUGUGCCCAUGGAUGCCAGGGUGGAUUCCCUUGAUGAUAGCAGUGAAAGCUUUGGAAAAGAAAGCCCGAUGUCUGGGGAUGAUGAGGAAUUUAUUCGAAAACAGAUCAUGGAAAUGAGUGAAAAUGAGGAUGCUUCUCCAUCUGAUGAGGAGAACCUCAUCAGACGCAAGAUAAGAGAGAAUGAGAAGAAACAAAUGGAAAAGAAGACAACUGAGGCUGUAGACAGGAGUACAUCCGGAAAAUCCAGGCGACUUACAAAGAAAAGCACUAUAAGUCCAGAUGAUGAAGAGGGUAAACAACUAUGUGGCUCAUUAGAUGGAACUAAUAUAUACGAAGAGGAAGGACAAGAAUUGAAGGAAGGGAGUGGUACUGGAGUUCGCAAAUUCCGAACUAUGGAACUGAAUUCAACCAGCAGCCCGAUGCGUAUACCUAAUGAUGAUGGAGAGCUUGAAAGCCUCACAGAGUCUCCAGAUGAUCGGUCUAGAGGUGAGGGAUCAUCUAGUCUUCAUGCAUCGAGCUUCACUCCUGGGACAUCCCCAACAUCCCUCUCAUCACUGGAUGAAGACAGUGACAGUAGUAGUCCCAGCCAUAUCCGUUCUAGUGAGGGUAAGCAACACAGGAAAGCUAAACACAGACAACCUGGUCAAAUGCUGCCAACUAUUGAGGACUCUUCCGAAGAGGAAGAGUUACGGGAAGAAGAGGAGCUGCUCAUGGAGCAAGAAAAACAGAAGGGAUCAGGGAAAAAGUCCAAGAAAGACAAAGAAGAGAUUCGAGCCCAGAGGAGGCGAGAGCGUCCAAAGACACCUCCAAGCAACCUUUCCCCCAUUGAAGAUGCCUCACCAACAGAGGAACUAAGACAAGAAGCUGAGAUGGAGGAAAUCAGACGAUCAUCCUGCUCUGAUUUCUCCCCCAGUGUUGAAUCGGAUUCUGAAGGAUUUGAAAUCCAUGCUGCAAAGAUUGCGGCAGUUCAGAAAACCUAUCAACUUCCUAUAUCAGUAUCUCUUAACUCCUCAACAGAUGAUCAACAUAUUGAUCAACAACAGAAACAAACUCUAAAAACUGCUGAUGAGGCUUAUGAGGAAAUAAUGCUGAGGGCUAACUCUCCAACACUUGACAAAGGUGAGAUUAAACCGGGAAAAGAGUCGCUUUACGGGGGCAUGCUGAUUGAAGACUAUGCCUAUGCAUCUCUUAUUGACAAUUCAACAGCUGAUCUGGGUGAGCCAGAGAAGAUUGUUGUUCCUGCUCAGCCCAAAACACUGAGAUCACCAGAUGAAGUGUAUGAAGACAUGAUAAAGAAAAGGAAGGAAUUCAUGCAGCUGGAGCAGGAAUAUCAAAACAUGCAUCCAAAAAUGGAAAGCACUAAUCCAGAAAUUGUGUUGCAACCUGCUGAGAAUAUCUUUUCCAAAAGCACCACAGUAACAUUUGGCAAAGAUGGGAAGCCUUUGUUAGAUGCUGAAACUGCCUAUGAAGAGCUAAUUAAAAGAGUGCUAACUCCUGGAACAAGUCCAACUCAGCAGGAGCCAGAAAUGGAAGCAACUGCAUCUAGAAGGGCACUCCACCCCAUUCCAGACUUAAAGGUGACGCAGUGCUCUUCUGGAGAGUUGUCCUCUGAUGACGAAAGUAUAAUUAAAAAAGAGGAAAAUAUAACUGCAGUAUCAGAGAAACCUGCAGCUAUGGAAACUGAGCAGACAGGGUUUUCCGAGUCCCCUCCAUCAUCCACAUCAUGUCAGGAAACUCAUACCACACUCCCAGAAUCCCAGCUUGAUGUUGUUGAUUUAUCUAUUGCACUUGCAAAAACAUCAGUCCCAAUAAUUGGCAGUGUUUCGCCCUUACCCACAGUCCCCCAGUACACAUCCUGUAUGCCUUGUGUAGUGUCAACUGCCCCACCUUUACCUCCCAAGCCUAGUGUCCUGCAUCCGGCUAAUUCUCAGGAAAAAGCGGAAGUACCUGUUGCACCACCGCUGCCUCCUCCCACCCCACCAAAACCUACUGUUUUUCCCAGGAAAGCUCCAGUUCCACUUCCACAUCAGGCUUCAACAACUCCAAUCAGGCCAGAGAUAGGGGCUAUGACUGCAGCCCAAGGGCCGCCUACAAGACAAGCAGCUACACCAAUUUACAAGCCUCAUGUUCCCCCUCCUGUUGCCCCAAAGCCUUCCAUCCAUGCCGGGACUGUGGAUAGCCACCGACCAGGACAUGCUGUCAAACCACCAAUUGCACCAAAGCCUAGCUCCCAGCCUUCUUCACCUGCCCAUGUCCCACACCCACUAAGACCCAGUGUACUUCCCACUGGUCCGACUGACAUAGCUCUAAAUCUGAGUCCUUUGUCUGAGAGCAAGCUAUUCCAACCCUCCCCAAAGUCUCCCUGUUCUCCAAGAUAUGCCAGGAAUCGUGAAACAUAUGUAGUCAUAACACUUCCAUCUCAGCCCAGCUCUCCAGUAGACAGUAUCUUAACUCAGGCUCCCUCUAGCCCUGGCCCAGCAUCUCCUUUACGACAAACUCAGCCCCAAAGUUAUCACCAACCACAACCAAAACUUCCAUCUUAUCCACAGCAGCAUCCACAACCAACCCCUCCUCAAACAACCAGAGUGCCUCUGGCAUACACACGGGUCACAGAAUCCAUUGAGAGUCAAGAGUUUUGUUGCCCAGAAAAACAUGUGUCUCGUUCUUGUCAUAUCAUUGAGGCUAUAUCUGCCUCUGCACAGCCACCUGUGGUUAUGCCUAACCUGAUCUCUCAAGUGGUCACCACAGAAGUCCAAAGGACCACUGUCUCUGUUGUUCAUGAAAGGACACAGCCACCAGUGCCAGCUCCAAGGGCAAAUGGUGUCCCGAUUUCAAUGGAGAAACCUAAGCCCCAAUUGCCAGCACAGAAUGGACAGGCCGUCCAACUUUUUGAGGUGGUAGAUCUUAGGACUGUAAAGGUGGACCCACAAUCAGACAUGAAUGGUGUGGAUCUUUCUGCUGGCCCAGACUCAAAACACCAGUUCUUUGCAACUGAAGUCAGUCAUCAGAACAGUGCAGUGCAGUCUGCUGUGGUCAAUCUCAGUGCCGAAUCAUCCACUGUUUCUAUAGUGACUGAUAGUAUCACCAUUGUGACCUGUGCUGCCACAAUUGAACAAUUGAACAAUGUAGACACCUCUCAAGUAUCUUCAGUGCCCCUUCAGUUAACAAAAAAUAAAGCAUUUGAACCUGUUUCUCAAAUCAUAUAUCAGCCUAUUGAUUCUCAGUUUACAACUCCUGCUGGUAUAGAAAUCCCUAUUAACCUAUCAAUUGGAUCAAGCACAUUUGGAGGAACUUUCCAGACCACUCCUGUCACUAUUGCACCCAUUUGUAUUGCAUGUGGUGUUGACAAUGGAUUAACUCUGGGUGGAACCACAGUGGCUGGAGCCGUUGACCUUAGCACAACAAAAACAUUCAACACUAUGGUAUUAGUGGAUGCUGCCUCUGCAGAGGUAGUUACAGCUGUAAUCACAGAUGGCGAUGGCAAACCAGUGGAUCUGACUGCCGGAAACAGAGCUGUAUGCUGUGAUGUUGUGUACAAGCUACCAUUUGCAGGAAGCUGCACUACUCAGCAACCUCCAACACCUCUGCCUGAAGAUCGUUUUGGAUAUCGUGAUGACCAUUACCAGUAUGACCGAUCCCCUUACGGCAUGAAAGGGUUUGGUGGAAUAAAACCGUCAAUGUCAGACACUAACCUAGCAGAGGCUGGCCUAUUCUUUUACAAGAGUAAGAACAGCUAUAAUUUCAGUGGUACCACAGAGUGUGCAGUAGAUCUUACCUCAGCAAAGAUUUCGGAUGCAGGUGAAGCUGUUGACUACUCCAAGAAAGGGACUUACGCCGGAAUGACAAUCCCACCCUAUUCACAAGCCAGAGUCACAAGUGCUGUCGGUACACUCUUUGGUACAAGCAGUGUCUUAAGGUCAUCAAAUGGGGAGGUCUAUUCCUCUGUUGCAGCACCAAUUCCUUCUACGAAUGCUAUUACCACCCAACCUGGGUCUAUCUUUAGUACAACGCAAAAUACACUUUCAGGUAUGCAUACCAGCGAUACAAUGCCUUCCCUGUCCAACCUCCAAAACUUAACACUUACAAGGUCCCAUAGUUUCCUGUCCACCCUCUCCUCUUCUGCAACAGAGGAACAAGGAGAUGCCCCACUUAAUCUGGAGAUCUCUAGAGAUGGUAGUACUACUGCUGUUGGCAGAGGAAUAACCUCUUUAUCCCUUGACACAUACACUGAUGUAUCCCUGGAGGCCAUAGCUGCUUCAUUGGAGGCUCUGUCUUCACCCAUGGUUCCUGGGGAUGGCCAGUAUCAGGUAGAGCGUGAGAGGCUAGAGAUGGAGAAACUCAAUCAACAGCGGUUGGCUGAGGAAUUGGAGUGGGAGCGCCAAGAGAUUCAACGGUUUCGAGAGCAUGAACAGCUCUUGGUGCAGAAAGAACUGGAGGAGCUGCAGUCCAUGAAGCAGCAUAUCCUGAACCAACAAGAAGAUGAAAGACAGGCUCACCUUAUGAUGCAGAAAGAAACAUAUGCCCAACAACAGCAGCAGCUUGAACAGAUACAGAGACUCCAAGAGCAGCUGCGCAUGCAACUGGAAGAACAAAAGCUUCGUCAGAUGUACCCAGGUGGCGACCUACCAGGACAUGGCGUGCAGGAGGCACUUGUCUUAGGACCUGAUGGCACAGUACUGUCCCGAAAGAUCACGGAUAGUGGGUGCCAGACAGAUGAAGAGGAUGAGGCAGUCAGCACAGCUUACACAGCAGGGAGAAAAAAGAAAAGUGCUAAAAAGAGUGUUGACAGUUGUGUGCAGACUGAUGAUGAAGAUCAAGACGAAUGGGAGGCUCAGACCAGAAACCGACAAAGCCGGCCACGCACUGCCAGGGGUGAUAGGGCUGGGCAGUCAGAUAUGUCUCUUAAAGCCCACACUGAGAUUUCUAUACAAACAGAUACAGAAGGGAACAUUCGAAUAGACUCCAGGCUGGAGCUGUCUGACUCUAAAAAAACCUCACCAAAGAAUCGACCCACCCCCUUAGAAAUAGGCCAGUCUCCUAACCUCAAAGUUGAUUCCUCUACACUUCAGACCCCUCCUAAAUCUCUUAACGUGCUCUAUUCCCCCAUAUCUCCCUGUAUAUCCCCGAGCAAAUCCCUUGAGUUUGUUUCCUAUGAGAAAUCAUUGGGUGAUACAAGCCCACAAAAGCUUAGAGGAAGUACAGAUCCAUCAAAAACCUCCCCAGCAAGUCCCAGGGGACCCAAAGCCAUGCAGAGAUCCAUGUCUGACCCUAAGCCCAUGAGUCCAACAGGAGAAGAAAGGGCAACAUGUGGCACCCAGUAUGGUGAUACUGGUAAAGGCUCAGGUGGCACAUCAACAGGCACUCAAAAGAAGGUGAAGAGGACUCUCCCAAAUCCACCAUCAGAGGACGAGUCAACAACGAGUGGUCAGACAGCAACCACCACUGGUUCGGCCCGUCGAAGAAUGUGCCGCAAUUCCAACAUGGCACGUGCUAAAAUCCUGCAAGACAUUGAUCGUGAGCUAGAUCUCGUUGAACGUGAGUCUUCCAAGCUCCGCAAAAGACAAGCAGAGCUCGAUGAGGAGGAGAAAGAGAUUGAUGCCAAGCUUAGGUACUUGGAGAUGGGCAUUAAUCGUAGAAAAGAUGUGCUACUGAUAGAGAGAGAGAAGAGAGAAAGGGCAUAUUUACAGAGUGUUGCAGAAGACAGAGACUACAUGUCAGACAGUGAGGUUAGUAACAUCCGAGAGACAAGGGGUGGGCUUGGAAGUGGUGAAGAUGAGGAGAUUGAAAGUCACGGUCUUGAACGUCCCAGAACAGCUCCCCAGUCGGAAUUGGAUGAAUUUGUUCCACCUCAAACUAAACAUGAGUAUGGUAAAUACAGCCAGUACCAAUACAAUCAAAACCAAUACCAGCAGUCUCUCUACCAGACUCCCCAGUCCUAUCAAUCCCAUUCUCUCUACUCCUCUGUCCCCUCCCUCACUAGCGCCCAGCAGCAGAGUUACCAUCAGAUGCUCCUGUUGCAGCAGAAAGCUGCCAGACAAGCAGCCCUCCUCUUAGAGCUGGAUGCAACUAGAUAUGAUGUCAUUAGCCGCCAGCCUGAUCCUACAUCAUCAGCUUACCUGGGAGUCACUUAUGACAAAUAUGGCAACCACCUUGACCUUCGAGCCUUGGAUGUUGGAAGUAUUGCACGUAGCCCCAUGUCAAAUGUCUCUGAUUCCUAUUAUACAGAUGUAGAUCCCCAUACACCUCGGAGUUACAUGUUGUUGGAAGAUGCUGCAGAACUGGCUAAGGGCUCCACAGGUAUGUCUUCAUCUUACAGUCUGGCUGAGAGAGAGCUGGCCAAAGCAGAGAAGCUGCUGCGUAGGAGUGCUGCAGAUCUGGGAUCUACUGACUAUCUGGGAUCCACCUCUAGACUCCAUACUUUUGGAAAGACUCCUGAUGAAGAGGAUACAAUGGAGGAACCUUACGAACUAAAACUCCUUAAGCAGCAGCUUAAGCAAGAAUUCAGGAGAAGUACUGGUGGGACAGAAAAUCUAGAACAAUUGACUGGCCUCUCCCAGCACUACUAUACCCCAAGCUCUAGCCUCUCUAGUUACUCCCAAAGACACUAUCCAAAGUCAGACAAGUACAGUAUCAGUCGACUUACUCUGGAGAAACAGGCAGCUAAACAGCUCCCUGCAUCAAUGCUGUACCAAAAACAUAACGCACCAUUGAUUGAUCCAAAGAUCUCUUCCAAGUAUUCAUCUAUUACAGACAACAGGGGUUUGGAGACAGACUAUAACAGCUAUCUUGGGUCUACCAGUGCAUCUGCAAGAUCUAGCCGACUCUCGCAAGAUGAGAUUACCUUCGGCCUUCGUAAGAAUAUUGCAGAGCAACAAAAAUACCUGGGGUCCACCUUGGGUGCCAACUUGGCUGGGUCACUAAAUUUGGGCCAGAGCCUAGGUUUGGAUUCUGCUUACCCUAGUGGUAGUCGCUCAAGACCCUCAUCCAGGCCCACAUCUUGCUAUGGCCUGGACUUGUCUAUUAAAAGAGACCCUUCCAGCUCUUCGCUGAGGCUUAAAGGGGAUGGUGAAACAUCUGGAGAUGUACCAAGCUAUCAAACCCCGUCUGGUCGCACCAAACCUAAUAGCCUUCCCAUUGUGCAAAGUGGCCGUGGCCGAUUACCCAUUGUGGCUCAAAACUCGGAGGAAGAGAGCCCAUUGAGCCCUGUUGGUCAACCUAUGGGCAUGGCCCGUGCAUCAGCGGGACCUCUACCACCCAUCUCAGCUGAUUCAAGGGACCAGUUUGGUUCCUGUCUGUCCUUGCAGGACUCCCAGCAGCAGCAACAUAUCAGGGAAGAACCAACCAGGGGUAGGGGUUAUGUGCUGCUGGAUGACCUUCAGGGCACCAUGUCAGAUAGUGAAGCCCUAAGUGAUUCCAUGAUGGCUUUGAACAGAGACGAUGCAACCAAUGCCUACCACCUAAGACAAGAGGAGACAGACUGGUUUGACAAACCUAGGGAUGGGCGAUCAGAGAAUGGACAAGAAAAGAGACAGGGAAAAGGCCUGUACCCCUUCCCUCACCUCUGGGUCAAACUGCUGAGGGAUCCCAAAGACCGCAGUGUCUCAGGAAAUGGUCUGGGUAUCCGUGUGGUUGGAGGGAAAGAAGUCCCUGGCAGUAAUGGAGAUAUUGGAGCCUAUGUUGCCAAAGUCCUACCUGGUGGAGCUGCAGAACAAACUGGAAAGAUUCUUGAAGGAAUGCAAGUGCUGGAGUGGAGUGGUGUUCCUUUGACGGGGAAAACCUAUGAAGAGGUACAAGGGCUGGUUGGGCAGCCAUGCAGUGAGGCAGAAGUGUGUGUCAGACUUGAUCUAAACAUGCUGGCUGAGUCUGACGGUUCCAGCCACCUGGAUUUCCAGGAGCACAGCAAAGGUGACAGACCUCCGAGGUCUCCAGGUGUUGACCCCAAGCAGCUGGCGGCUGAGCUGCAAAAGGUAUCCCAGCAGCAGGGUCCCAGCUCCACCUCUUCCUCCGGCCUGCCCCCCACCACCUCAGCAACCUCCAGUCCCGGUCAGCCGGGAUCACCGUCCGUUAGCAAGAAACGCCACAGCAGCAAGACUGCAGAGGGAAUGAAGACCCAGUCCCACCCGAUCUCUGGAGAGAUACAGCUUCAAAUCCACUACGACAAGCAGCUUGGCAACUUGAUCGUGCAUGUCCUGCAGGCCAGAAACCUUGCCCUGCGAGACAACAAUGACUACUCUGACCCGUUUGUUAAAGUGUAUCUCCUACCAGGGAGAGGUCAGGUCAUGGUUGUCCAGAACGCCAGUGCUGAAAACAAAAGGAGGUCCAAAACCGCAGGCAAGAGUCUCAACCCGGAGUGGAACCAGACUGUCAUCUAUAAAAACAUCCACCUGGAGCAACUGAGAAAGAAGACCCUGGAGGUGAGCGUGUGGGACUAUGACAAGUGCUCCUCGAAUGAUUUCUUAGGAGAGAUCCUGAUUGACCUGUCCAACACCGCCCAGCUGGACAACAUCCCGCGGUGGCUCCUGCUGAAGGAGCAGACUGAGGGGGACCACCACCGACGCUCCCACUCAAGCCAAGGCCGACAUAGUUCCUCUAAACCCUCGUCACAGCACUCCUCACCUAAAACCACCGGAUCCGCCGCACAUGACAAUCAGGAUUCCCCCAAAUCAUCCGUCAGCAAGAGCCGAAGCCACGGGAUCUUUCCAGAUCCGGCCAAGGACACGCAGGUGCCCACUAUCGAGAAAUCUCACAGUAGCCCUGGCACAUCGAAGCCUUCCCCGUCCGAGGGCCAGAGCCAAAGCCACGGACAAAGCCAACACUCUCGCUCGCACGGCGCUUCACGCUCCAGCAAAAGUGGCGCACGGCAACACCAUCAGGACACCAUCAGGAUAGCAACGGGCGAUGCCCUACAGCAGUCACGGCAGCAGCUGCCGCAACGCCUUCAACCAAGCCAAAGAGGCCGCCUCUCACUAAGGCACCAGAGACACAGCGUAGUGGGCGUGCUCACCAUUCAGAGAGCCCAGUCUGACUGGUUGCCUGCCCUGCCAUCGGUUGUGUCAGCCAAAGGGAGCAGAGCAGACGGCAGACACCUGACCCUCAGGAAAGCCGUGUCAGAAGAGAGGCCGCACAGCACCGGAGCUCGGUCCAGCUACAGAUCCGGUGAUGCCCCGGUCACAGCAGCCUCAUUGGACAGCGGCCUGAGUGGCAGUGCCUACAGCCUAUUGGACGAAGAAGGAGAGAUGAACGAGGUGGACAGUGCUAUCUUCCAGGUGCCGCGACUUGGAAAGAUCCCAAACGGCACAGACGAGAUGAAAUCAUCAAUGGGACACGGUGACACCGAAGGUAAGUCACAGGUAAUGGGAGAGAUCAAGAUUGCCCUGAAGAAGGAGAUUAAGACAGAGGGAGAUCAACUGGUCCUUGAGAUUCUUCAAUGUCGCAACAUCACCUACAAGUUCAAGUCCCCUGACCACCUGCCUGAUCUGUAUGUGAAGCUCUAUGUGGUGAACAUCGCUACCCAGAAAAGGAUCAUCAAGAAGAAGACCAGAGUGUGCCGUCAUGACCGGGAGCCAUCUUUUAACGAAACCUUCCGCUUCUGUAUGAACCCGGCCGGACACUCGCUACAGCUGUUCCUGGUGUCCAACGCCGGCAAGUUUGUGAAGAAGACUCUGAUCGGGGAGGCGUACGUAUGGCUGGACAAAGUCGACCUACGCAAGCGAGUGGUGAGCUGGCACAAGCUGCUCGCCAGCACCGCCCACAUCCACUCAUAGGAGGAGACUCAAUCCAACAAAAACUGAGCUUAAGAGAUCACAAAGGAGGUUUCUGUCAUCUGGGGAUGUUUAGGUUCAACAUCUGUAACACCGAGCCACUCUCGUUGUUAAAAGGUGGAUUGGGUUCGAAAAUAUCUCUUUCUUCAAUCUUUGUUUCAGGGCUAAAUUUUUUGGGGCAAUUCCGAUGAUGAUUUCUGUCGUGCAGGAAGUCUGGAGGAAGUAGUAAAUGCGUUUACAGGAAAUGAACAGACGUUUACAGGACGUACGGUGUACAGUAGAGUGUAGCCAGGGCUGAGGAAAAAGAGCAGGUGCUGAGUUCAGAGGUCAAGCACAGAAUCAACCAGGUAUUAAACACUAGAAUACACAACAAACACACACUAACAGAUUCACACGAUUAUUUAAGACAACUUUGCACACUCAUUCACGCAGAAGAGACAUUUUUAAUUCUACAGGGAAUGGGACACACUUUAUUUAUUUAGAUGUUUUAUCCAUAAAAGAUUUUCCUCAUUCCUUUAUUAUGAGCGCAGAGUUUUAUUGAUUUACAAAGCAUUUUGGGAAUAAGAUAUUUAAAACUACGCUACGGAGACAUUGUGUUUAUUUUUGUAUUAUGAUAUAAGCGUAGAAUUCUAUCAUUUGAUUUCUCCUCAAUUAUUUAAGUACUUAAAAAUCUAUCCUGUAAAGGAUGAAUAGUAUAUUUUGUAACACACUACCUAACGUUCCAGUUCAAGAGAAAUCUCAGCAGGCAUGAAUUUAUUCACAGAAACAUCUCUUUGUUCACUUUUCCUUUUUUUCUCCAUAAGUGGAAACUCAGUUCUAUCAAAUCAAUAUUUUUUGAUCAUGAACACUAUAUAUUUUGCACAUGAGUCUAUCUAUAUGGUAUGCUGUGCCACAUUUUCUGUACAAAAAACAAACAUCACCUCUAAGGUUCACUUUGUAUAUAGUGAAGUGUCAUAGCUGGAAAUUAUAUAACAUAUAUAGAUAGAUAUAUAGAUCUUUAUCACAGACAAUCGAGUCUUGAUGAUUGUGACAUAGAGGUUUUAUUUACCCAUAAUGCCCUUUAGAAUGUGAGAGAUGUACCAAUUGAGAUUUAGGUACUUCUUGUUUUUCUUUGUGAGAUCCAGGCACAAUUACGAUUCCUAUAUCAGUCCUGCUUUCAGUUAUAGGAGCAGUCCACUCAACAAUGUGUACGUUUGUGUGGUAUUUUUGCACUUUUUCUGCUUAGAAUGUAAAUCUGACGUCAUUUUCUGCUAGAAAUGAGAUAGCCAGACAAUGUUUUUAUUUCCAAGUGGAGGAAGUAGAGCGAUGCCAAUAAUAGGGGAUAGACAAAUGUGCCGGAAACCAUCCAAGGAAAAGCACUAUUACUAUUCUAAUAUACGACAAUGCUUUUACAGCAGCAUGUUGAUGUUUUGUCCCAGCUUUAUUGUCAUAAAUGUGUUGUCUUGAUAUUACCACUUCGGAUCACCAAUGCUGUGUCUCAAAGUCUACUCUGUCUAUCGUGUCUUGCUGUGUGCUUGUAUGGGGGUCAAGAGGCAGGAGAGCUGGUUCAUUCAUUAUUUUCAGUGCAACUUAGUGAAAAUUGAUAUCUAAGUGAUUUCUAUGCAACGUCUACUGUGUAAAGGUGGUAACUGCAUCUUGACUUGCCAGAAAUGUGAGUAGAGAGGAAACAUUGACACAGAUAUUUAUUUUGCACUGCAGUGUUUUCAUGUCCUUCAUGAUUAUUGCUUCAAUGUGAUUUUUUUUACAUGUUAUUUUGUAUUGUUAAUAUCAAUCUUUAUUUAUUGCCUGUACGCCUAUUUUAUAUGUUGUAUUAUAUCUCUUUACAGGACAUAUCAGGUGUACAUAUUAAAAACACAUUGAGGGAUUUUGUUUUAUACACAAUGUCGUACUUGUUUACAAGGUUUACAGGGCCUGAAACUCCUUGGCACCAACACACACUCACAUUAUGGCAAUUCACAUGCACAAAUCCCAAAUUGCACAUCGUUAUGAAUUAAGAUAAGAAAAUAAUAGCAUUCCUAUUGAAAAUAUUCUAAUUAGCUUGCACUCCCCAUUUGAAUAGUUUAAUUUGUCUGAGUGAAAUUACCCAAAAAAUAAUAAUAAAAAGUUGUACACAAUGGAUGUUAUACCUGCUAUGAUCGUAGUUUUAAGGUCAGUGUAUUAUUUUAGUUUUUCAUACCUCAUGUGCUUGUGUGUAGCAUCUUCAUAACAAGUCCAUGCAUGUCAUUUGCUGUAAUGCAUAUCUCUUCUUUUAAGUGUUGUCUGUCGAAAACUAUUGACUUUAAAAUCUCUCGUAACACACAAAGAAUUACACACUCUAUCUCUCACACACACACACGCACACACACAGAUGCUAUCUCUCUCUAUUUCCAACCUUGUAAAUACAUAGCUUUUUAUACUGGGGUUUGGGGAGCAGUAGUUCUUUUAGCAGACAAAAAAAGUUGUGUGAUCAUAGAAGUAAAAGGAUGUUUUUUUCUCUCUCGAUCAAUGGAUAGACUGUGAAACGACCAUACGUCUGUCCAUAGAGACACAGAUUUACCCGACCCUUUACAUCAAACACUAAAGGUUCACCAGAGUCUCACUACACAGAAUUAUAUCUCACAACUCAAGCAGUUGCAGGAUAAUUUAAAUGUGCUCACACUGGAUGUUGCAUGUUUCGUUGGUGGUUCAUACUAUUUUUGUGUCCAGAUAUUAUUAGAAAGAAGAAGAAAAAAAGAAUAAGGUACGGAAAGAUAUAGAACAAAAUUGCUAUCGGAGGGGGACAUGAUGAAGAAAAACCUAUUCAAAUGAUUGAAGAUGUAUGCUGACUGUACAAAGAUUAUGCUUGUAAAACCUGGUCUGGUUUUUCACUUGUAAGUAAACAUAAAAGAAAAAAAAUCUACUGUCAUGGUUUUGUGAUUGUAUACAGGAGGUAUUGAUGAAUUAUGCAAAUUGUGCUGUAAAAAUGGCUGUUGCCCCAUGUCUAAAUAUUAAAUAUCAGUACAAAUUAAAUGA